Lipotes vexillifer (Yangtze River dolphin) is the source of this 1686-nucleotide messenger RNA. It is a transcript of the gene DUS1L, whose product is annotated as dihydrouridine synthase 1 like. The record is from RefSeq and is a predicted model, not a curated record. The transcript has 13 exons. Lineage: Eukaryota; Metazoa; Chordata; Mammalia; Artiodactyla; Lipotidae. Gene Ontology annotation, biological process: tRNA processing. The coding region runs from base 3 to 1430 and encodes 475 amino acids. Gene Ontology annotation, molecular function: tRNA dihydrouridine synthase activity; flavin adenine dinucleotide binding.
CGAUGCCAAAGCUGCAGGGCUUCGAGUUCUGGAGCUGUACCCUGGGGGGGGCCCGCCACGUGGUGGCCCCCAUGGUGGACCAAAGCGAGCUGGCCUGGAGGCUGCUGAGCCGCCGCCACGGGGCCCAGCUGUGCUACACACCCAUGCUGCACGCCCAGGUCUUCAUUCGAGAUGCCAACUACCGCAAGGAGAACCUGUACUGCGACGUGUGCCCCGAGGACCGGCCUCUCAUCGUGCAGUUCUGUGCCAAUGACCCGGAGGUGUUUGUCCAGGCAGCUCUCCUGGCUCAGGACUACUGCGACGCCAUCGACCUGAAUUUGGGCUGCCCGCAGAUGAUAGCCAAGCGAGGUCACUAUGGCGCCUUCCUGCAGGAGGAGUGGGACCUUCUCCAAAGAAUGAUUCUGCUAGCCCACGAAAAACUUUCUGUCCCUGUCACAUGCAAGAUCCGUGUCUUCCCAGAGAUUGACAAGACCGUAAGGUACGCCCAGAUGCUGGAAAAGGCUGGCUGCCAGUUACUGACUGUCCACGGGCGCACCAAGGAGCAGAAGGGGCCCUUGUCGGGCACCGCGUCCUGGGAGCACAUCAAGGCUGUGCGGAAGGCAGUGGCCAUCCCCGUGUUUGCCAAUGGCAAUAUCCAGUGCCUGCGGGACGUGGAACGCUGCAUCCAGGACACGGGGGUGCAAGGGGUCAUGAGUGCAGAGGGAAACCUGCACAACCCUGCCCUGUUCGAGGGCCGCAGUCCUGCCGUGUGGGAGCUGGCCGAGGAGUACCUAGACAUCGUGCGGCAGCACCCCUGCCCUCUGUCCUACGUCCGGGCCCAUCUCUUUAAGCUGUGGCACCACACGCUGCAGGUGCAUCAGCAGCUUCGAGAGGAGCUCGCCAAAGUGAAGACCCUGGAGGGCAUUGCCGCAGUGAGCCAGGAGCUGAAGCUGCGGUGUCAGGAGGAUAUAGCCAGGCAGAAGGAGGGAGAGAAGCCUUCAGGCGGCUUGCCUUUCUUCCACUGGAUCUGCCAGCCCUACUUCCGGCCAGGGCCCAGGGACGGGAGCAAGGAGAGCGGGGGUGCCCGUAGCAAGCGGGCCCUGGAGGAGGAGGAGGGCAGUACAGACGUCUUGUCCAAGAACAAGCAGAAGAAGAAACUGAGGAACCCCCAUAAGACCUCUGACCCCUCGCUGAAGCCAAAAUAUGCAAAGUGUGAUCAGUGUGGAAACCCAAAGGGCAACAGGUGUGUGUUUAACCUGUGCCGGGGCUGCUGCAAGAAGCGAGCUUUCAAAGAGACGGCUGACUGUCCAGGUCAUGGACUGCUUUUUAAAACCAAACUGGAGAAGUCUCUGGCCUGGAAGGGGGCCCAGCCGCGGCUGCAGGAACCACAGCAGGCCAGGCCUGGAGAACCAGGUGGCUUCCCGGAGGUCAUGGGCAGUGCCCUGGCCUGAAGGGCAGCUGCAGCCCCAUGUGCCACCACCCCCCCCAAGGCCCGCCGCUGAAGCCUUGAAACGUCCCACUUAAGGAAACUCCUUUACUCAGGGAACCUCCUGCUGCUUCACACGGAAGGACAAGCUGGUCUUCCCUUCAGCCCAUGCUGGGGGCCCAGAGAUGCUGCACCAGGGAGCAGGCUCCCAGGCUGGACCUGCCCCAUCCUCACAACCCACGUGUGUUCAAGAUGAACAAUAAAUCAUUUCAAAGACACGA